CCUGGAGGCUGGGGAGGGGCUGGCGGGGUGGGAAAGGCUCAGAGGGGUUUGAGGGAGGUUCUGCCCCUCGCUUUGUGGGUCUCCCGCCUCCCCCGGGCUGGCGGAGCAGGCGCGGAGGGGGACGGCUGCGGCCCAGGGGAGGAGGAAAGAGAAAGAGUGUCUGCAGCUGAAGUUAGUCAGAGAAGACACGGUCAUUAUUGAGGGGAGACGGAGCAACGCUUUAGUUUUCUUCACGUGAGUCUCUCCUCUCCCUGGAGGGCUUUGGUUUUAUAAUUCGAGGAGGAAUUUCAGCAGACUCGAGCUGAGUAUCAUGUCUGUCUAAACACACAACGUGCUGCCUUUGACGUUUUCUUUUGCAGACGGGGCUCAGCUGGAACCAGCUCUCUUCUUCAUCCUCACGGUAAACACCGCCGGGCGGGAUUAAGGCCGAUAGCAGCCUGAGCGGCCCUGAUAAGCGGCAAGUCCUGUCCCCUUUGCUCAGAUGACUUAAAACAUCUGGUGUGUUGACAACUGAUCUACCAGUCAUGAAACGAAUUCUUCUGUUUUUUAUCCUGGCUGCUGCUGUUAUGUAUGGUAUACUGCAUGGAAAUCUGUGGAGAAAUAACCUCUACUGGAUUAGCUUUUAUGGACAGACUUCCUCUGUGAGGGCUUCUCCUUCCUAUGAGACUAGUGGAGUUACUCAGCUGCCACCUACGGCUGUGGAGAGAAGGAACGCGCUGGACACUUGUCUCCUGAAACCAGCAUUUGAAUCUUUACUGGGUGUUGACAAAAUAUACCCGUUCCUGUGUGCUAAUGAUUUUAUCAGAGUGGCGGAGUUCCACGGGAGUGAUAAGUUUGAACUACCUUAUGGAAUAAAGAGAGCAGAGCAAUUCUUUCGUUUAGCCCUUUCAAGACUGCAGAACUGUGGACUUUUCAAUGAAGAUGACAGCAUUGCCUGUCACCGCUGUGUUGUGGUCGGUAAUGGAGGAGUACUUCGAAAUAAGACAUUAGGGGAGAAAAUUGACUCAUAUGACGUGAUAAUCAGAAUGAAUAAUGGCCCUGUUAUAGGGUAUGAAGAUGACGUUGGGAGGAGGACGACUUUCCGCCUUUCUUACCCGGAAUCCAUCUUCUCAGAUCCGAUCCACUACGACCCUAAUACGACUGUUGUUCUCAUUGUCUUCAAACCACGUGACUUGAAGUGGCUUUGGGAGAUACUGGGUGGUCAGAAAGUAAGUGCUAAAGGCUUUUGGAAGAAACCGGCUCUGAACAUGAUAUACAAAUCUAGUCAAAUCAGGAUUCUUGAUCCCAGCAUCACCAGAAAAACAGCUUAUGAAUGGCUUCGUUUCCCAACAAGGUUUCCCAAGAAGGAGAAACCCAAGCAUCCAACAACGGGGCUAAUUGCCAUUACGCUGGCAUUUCACAUAUGCCAUGAAGUUCACCUGGCAGGCUUCAAGUAUGACUUCACUGACAGAAACAGUUCUUUGCACUACUACGGCAAUGACACAAUGUCUCAAAUGAUGCAGAAUGAAUACCACAACAUCAAUGCUGAACAGAAAUUUUUGAAGAAGCUUAUAGACAAGAACUUUGUGGUCAAUUUGACGUGAGAGCUGAGUGGAACAUAUGAAGAGCAAUCACUAUUUUCAAGAUUUAAAAAAAAUAUAUUUUUUUGUAUGACAUUUUUAUUUUUUAAGUGCAGCAUAACUGUUUACUGUUUAAAAGACACACAGAAACCUCACUAAGGCAGAAUCUUCUUCUAAACCCAUGGGGUAAAAGACUCUAUUGCAAACAGUUAACUGAAUUUCUGUGAAGCUGUCUAAUAAUGGGGAAACCAUGAAACUUUCAUCUGAAGGUAUCAGGGAUAUAUAAAAAUGUGAUGCAUAUCACUUAUUUAUCAGCAAGAACUCUUUACAAACAGUUACUUCUCUGGAAUACUUUUGUUUCUGAUGUUGUCCUCCAAGAGUUACCGUGUCAAAACUAAAAAAAAAACCCACCAGUGUUUAAUUAGUAGAUGGAUGUAAAGUCUUGAAUGUCUCUCCUGUAGUAUGAAAACGGCUGUAAAGCGAUGCCUAUAAGUCCUUACUGUGUGUCUGGGAGAAGGGGGAACACACAGAGUGUGCAGGUUUUGGUCUGCCCUACUCCUGAGGAUGGGUCGUCCCUCUUCAGCAAAGAAGCCACAGAUUUUGCACUGGCCAUCAUCUCUGAACAGCGGUCUGCCUUUGCCAAAGAUGGAAACCCUUCAGCCCCAUUCAUGGACGUGUUCGUAUCGACAGUGUUUGUGGUGUAACCAGUUUAGGGAAAAUCAUACUCCCCACCUUGAACAUCCAGUAAAUUUUGCAGUUUGUGACUUGGAAAAGAGGGCGUAUGAAGACUGAAGAGUUGUCCUAACAGCUUCCCCAAGACUACAGUGGAAAUGUGAGCUGGGAUACAGAUGUUCAUGCCUGAGUUUAAAUUUGGAGCCAAUGCUUGUUGGAUUCCUAGAUCUCUAGGACAGGAUCUUUUGUAUUUCCUGUUUGCUUCCCAAGAAUCAAGGUGUAUUUUUCCAGGCUAGAACAGUCUCCUUUCUCAGAUGCUGUAGUGUGCUUCCACCUUUGAAAUGCAUCAAUUUGAGCAAUGAAUGUUUCUAUUUUUUUAAUAGAGUGUGCUUGGGAAUACCAAGAUGUGCCUCAGCUGAAUUAUCACUUGGCUUCUGUUUACCUGUCCUGUCUUGACAUUUAGGUUUAAAGGAUGUGGCUGAACUAAAUCAUUUAGUGGUUUUUAAUUGAAACAUGUGAUAGGACGUUUGUUUCCUGUACUGGUUUGUCUCAGACAAGCCAGCUGAAUGAGUCAAAUCUGCCUGGAAAUGCCCUUGACAGCUGUCAAAGCAGAACAAGCAAUGCAUUGUUCCAGUUCUCUCAAA
Neopsephotus bourkii (Bourke's parrot) is the source of this 2875-nucleotide messenger RNA. It is a transcript of the gene ST3GAL6, whose product is annotated as ST3 beta-galactoside alpha-2,3-sialyltransferase 6. NCBI's taxonomy places the organism in Eukaryota, Metazoa, Chordata, Aves, Psittaciformes, Psittacidae. Gene Ontology annotation, biological process: glycolipid biosynthetic process. The transcript is spliced from 11 exons. The record is from RefSeq and is a predicted model, not a curated record. The coding region runs from base 525 to 1583 and encodes 352 amino acids. Gene Ontology annotation, molecular function: beta-galactoside alpha-2,3-sialyltransferase activity.